This is a messenger RNA of Pogoniulus pusillus (Red-fronted tinkerbird), 2351 nucleotides long. RefSeq names its product ephrin A4 (gene EFNA4). Lineage: Eukaryota; Metazoa; Chordata; Aves; Piciformes; Lybiidae. The coding region runs from base 1159 to 1833 and encodes 224 amino acids. The record is from RefSeq and is a predicted model, not a curated record. Gene Ontology annotation, molecular function: ephrin receptor binding. Gene Ontology annotation, cellular component: plasma membrane. The transcript has 5 exons. Gene Ontology annotation, biological process: ephrin receptor signaling pathway; axon guidance.
CCCUCAAGGGUCUCAUGCCCUGGGCUUACAGGCCAGGACUGGGACAGGUGGGCACACACAAGCAGGUUGGGGGCACCAGCGCUGCCUUACUCCCCGUGAAAGUGGGGACCUGUGGAUAAGAACCAUGGAAGUCUUCCACCCAUGGGUGCCCCGGAAAAGGGGGGGCUGCGUUCUCCCCUCUGCAGGGUCAGGACAAGGCCCCCAUCCCUGGCAACCCUCAGCUGUGCCCAGGCUCGCCCUGGCUAGCAUCACCCAAUGGGAUGCGCUGAGUCAGCAGGAGUCAGUGCCUGGUUCUGUCCUCAGAGAGCCCCCAGCCUGGGUUGGGGGUGAUUGGGGCCCCAGCCCCUCCUGGCUUAUAGAGCUGUUGGCACCAGCACGAAUGCAUCGACCUCUGCCAUGGUUGCCAGGACUCUGAAGGUGGUGAACAGGGCCUGUGCCCACAUCGGGGCAGGAGAAUGGAGCUGGAACCAGCCAAGGUCUUACCACCAGCCCCUUCCUCACCAGGACAGGGUGACCCUGCCAAGCCAAACGCCAGCUUGGCAGUCCCAGCCCUGCCACGACGCUGCCAGGGAGGCCAGGGCGCUGCCGGGCUGGUAUGUGCCCAGGCUGCAGCAGGAUCCGGACGGUUCGGAGACGUGGGCGCAGGGUGGAGGUCGCUGCCCUGCCAGGGCUGGGGAGGGGGAGAGAGGCUCCUGCUGCACCACCUGGCUUGGGUGGGCACCUGCAGAUGUGUGUGUGUGUGCAGAUGUGUGUGCGUGUGCCUGGACGUGUGUGUGUGUCCGUGCACAUAUGUGUGCCUGCAGAGGUGCCAGCUCCGCCCUGGCCCGGCCGCUUGCGCUGUUUGCACAGCCGUGAGCUGCUGCCGCUGCCUGCCCUUGCAGCUCCCCAGCCUGGGCCCCCUCCCCUGCCUCAAUGGCCAGCAGAGUCCCCCCCCCCUGUGCCCCCUGCCCUCACCAACCGCCCCCUGCCAGCACGUGCCGGCGCAGGAGGCAUCGUGCAGGAAGGGCCCCCACCGGGGUGUCAAUGCCAAUCAGCACCAGGGCAGUGAGGCGGGUGCCUGGGGUGAGGGGCUUUGUGCCCCGGGCCGGCGUUGCUUGGACCCCCCCCACCGGCCACAGCGGCCGAGCUCAUUCAGCUCCAGUGGUCUGCAGCUAAUCCAUGCUGAUGCCUGCUUGUGCGGAGCGGGAGGGAGCCUGGCAGUUGUUUUGGCAAAGGCUUGGCUCUGCCAGACCACAGGGCAGCGAGGUGCCCCUCCUGGGCGGGGGGGGGAGGGGGGCAGAGGCACUCGUGGUGCUUGCUCUCCAGUUUGCCCUGCCCGGCAGGUUCCUGCGGGACGACUACACCGUCCAGGUGGCCAUCAAUGACUACCUGGACAUCUACUGCCCACACUACGAGGGCACUGUGCCUGCCAGCCGAGUAGAGACCUUCACCCUCUUCAUGGUGGACCAGGAGGGCUACCGCGGCUGCUACGAGACCCCCGGAGCCUUCAAACGCUGGGAGUGCAACCGGCCCUGGGCACCGUUUGGGCCCAUCCGUUUCUCCGAGAAGAUCCAACGCUUCACCCCCUUCCCUCUUGGCUUCGAGUUCCAGCCGGGGGAGACCUACUACUACUUCUCUGUCCCCAGCCCUGAGAGCGCCGGGCGCUGCCUGAAGCUGCGAGUCUCCGUCUGCUGCAGAGACGCGACACCGGAGCCGUUGACAGAGGUUCCCAAUUCGCAGCCCCACGGGCAUGGGAGGCCAGAGGAUGCAGUGUCCGCCCGGGGCGUCGUGGCCCCGCUGCAGCCCCACACCCCCUGCCUGGCACUCAUGCUCCUGGCCCUGCUCUGGAUGUGACCCUCGGCGCUGCCCACGGCAGGGAGACGGGCUCCUCUGCCUUACUGCCCACUUCCAGACUCUUCAUCCACUGCCAUCCCCCUGCCACAAGCCUGUGGGGCAGCCCUGGGCCAUGACUCACCCGCCAGACCUCUACGAAGCUGAGCUGGGGCCAGGAGCUCUGGGCUGGAAGGGCUCUCUCCCUCUCAGGGACUUGGCUUCCCUCUGGCAUCACCACGCGUGGGUCCCACUGGCUGCCUUGCCCUGGCGCUGGGCACUCCACAGCUCAGCAGACGCCUGCGCUGCCCCAGGGCCAUCGCCUCAUCUAGUGCCUUCCCCUAUGGAAUCCCCACCCCGGGGGGCCGGGGACCCCCCCAGGCCCUGGAGCAGGGCUGCCGGAUGGAGGCAGGCGCCUGGCCCCUCCGCUGCCUUGUCCUCCGGCGAGGACACACCGAUCUGUCUUCUGGGAAGACGCUCCUACGGUUUGGUUUUAACCCCUGGUAGUGACUGAGCCGAGCAAUACAGUGUUUGCAAGAUCA